AUGAACCAACUUAUCAAUUCAACCAGGGACCUGUCCCUCAACUCAAGUCAAGAUGAGAAAUCCGACAAUACUCCUUCGGCUCCUCACCUUCUACCCGAGAUCUGGUCCAUGGUAUUGUUAUUGGUGAAGAAACCCAAACCUUCAGCAUCCGAGUCAUCAAGUAGAGUAAGGCGGACUUCAAGGGUCAGAAAGUACAGUCAGGGGGAUUUGGCAGCAUGUAUGCAAGUGUGUAGAGAGUUCCACUAUCUUACCGCUCCGAUCCUUUAUGAAGAGGCGAUCGUUGAUGAUCGCCAGCGAUUUUUCUAUGGCAUCAAUGAAACGAAAGACCCAGCCCCUACCAGUCCUCCUAGUCGAUCAAAAGGAUUCUUAGGCAAGAUGGAGCUAUUCACGUAUAUCAAAGCUUUCCAUCUCGUCCAUCAUCAGCCAGCUCGGAUGGAGAGUUCUCGACUUGUUCCUCCCCGUGAACGCGUAAGCUUGAUUGUCGACAACAUAGUCGAAAGAAUUGUUUGCCAGAAAGUAUUAGCCCCUUGGCUGAGGGGCAACAAGGAGUCAUCGCUCUUUCCGAAUCUUGAAUAUACCACUACUGGAGCCUACGGGGCGAGCGAUUGGGAUUGGUAUGACUCAGGAUGGAACGGACAUGAUCCUGAAUGGCGUGCUAAAGCUCAAUCGAUGUUUGAGCCCGAGCUGUUCGCUACACUUAUGGGAAUAGCUUCAUCACCCACACACUCAUGUUCGUAUGUCAACAAAGGAGCUCAGGCAUACCUUCCCCCCAAUGCGUUCAACGCACCAAGCAAUAAUCGACUAGAAGACAGCCCGAGACUAGAAUACUAUACAUGCCAUAUCACCCAGAGGAUGGUAGAAAGUAAUACCGAUAUCAGAAUUGUAAUGGGUUUUCGAAAUCGAUGGGUUGUCAGUCAUGAAUUCGCCUCCAGAAACGCUUCAACCAAUCACGACAUGGUCCUCUGGCUGUGUUACCAGCUCCAGCAGGCUGGUGAUCGACUGUCAUCCGGAAAUGAAGUGGAGAAGGAUACUUCAAUCGAAAUUUACAACGUCCUCAGUCAACAUACUGCCAAAUCAUUCGUCAAAUACCAAUAUGAUAUCCGAAAUUCCAAUUACGAUUGUCUGGGGGAUCUAGAAGAGUUUCUAAAAGGUUGUUUCGAUAACCCCUCCAUCAAGCUUAUGAAGGAACCGGCUGAAGUCUGUCCGGCAUGUGGAGCUUAG
Molecule: messenger RNA, 1221 nt
Organism: Kwoniella botswanensis
Lineage: Eukaryota; Fungi; Basidiomycota; Tremellomycetes; Tremellales; Cryptococcaceae
Exons: 2
Coding region: 1-1221 (406 amino acids)
Source: RefSeq, a predicted model, not a curated record